AUGGCUAAUAAUAUUUGCAAUACCUUUUCCUUCUAUCCGUUAAUGGAAGUAGACAAUAAUCUAAACAUCGUCCACCAUAAAAUGAUUUUCCUUUUUGACAUCGACAAAUUCCAUUUUAUAGAACUACAGUUGAAAAGCAUGAUGUACACUCAUUAUAGGCAUCUCCUGUACAUGUUUAGCAAGUAGGAUGACAGGAAAUAUAUGAAAAAUGAAUAUUUUUAAUUAACACUUUUGUCUAUUAAUUGGUUAUACUGA
This is a messenger RNA of Paramecium pentaurelia, 255 nucleotides long. The record is from the annotation of a GenBank genome assembly. NCBI's taxonomy places the organism in Eukaryota, Ciliophora, Oligohymenophorea, Peniculida, Parameciidae.